AUGAACUUACUUUUUGAUUUGACGCAAUCAGUUUUCAAUGUUUUCAAGCAGUCGGCUGACUAUUUUUCGCGGUAUGUAGAACAAAUCGUUCACUACUGGGAAAAGCGAGUUGGCCACUUUGAGGACGUGAAUUCUCAAAUGUGCAGUUCACGGUACCCGCGCACUUUGAGCCAUUUAGGCCGCCUUCCCUGCAUUGUCAAAGCUCUUUGUGAUCAGCGAGACGACCUCACUGGCGCAGAUCUAAAAUGUCUAUUGCAGGAUCAGUGGGUAGAAGCCAAAGAAGCCUUCGAAUCCAUUAUUAGCGUCAUAAACUCGCAGACAUUGCAUGGAGAGUCAGCAAACCGUCGCUCAAAGCGAAGACGCAAGAGCGUAAACGAACACUUUCAAAUGGAUGAGAUCGAGCUGGACAGACGAACUUACAAUUACCUGAAAAAUACAACUGAGCGAUGCAUAAUCUCAAAGGAAGAAAUUGAACUGACUAAUCUCAUGUGUCACAACGUAUUCAUCUGCAAGGAGGAACAGUGUGCACUUCCUCAGCCGUCAUCUGAUGUGAUCUACAGGGUCUGCGCCAAAAAUGGCACACCUAAGGGACACAAUUGUAAAAUUGAAGACAACGAAGAAAUUACUGCCGCCAUUCGCUACAAGCAAAAAAUUUUUACGAAUUACAACCUGCGCCAUCCCUGA
This is a messenger RNA of Oikopleura dioica, 684 nucleotides long. NCBI's taxonomy places the organism in Eukaryota, Metazoa, Chordata, Appendicularia, Copelata, Oikopleuridae. The record is from the annotation of a GenBank genome assembly.